This is a messenger RNA of Brachypodium distachyon (stiff brome), 1652 nucleotides long. Its product is annotated as ubiquinol oxidase 4, chloroplastic/chromoplastic. Gene Ontology annotation, molecular function: alternative oxidase activity. Gene Ontology annotation, biological process: alternative respiration. The record is from RefSeq and is a predicted model, not a curated record. Bases 316 to 1422 code for a protein of 368 amino acids. NCBI's taxonomy places the organism in Eukaryota, Viridiplantae, Streptophyta, Magnoliopsida, Poales, Poaceae. The transcript is spliced from 9 exons. Gene Ontology annotation, cellular component: mitochondrion; thylakoid.
GAACGGGCCUCCGGCACCAAAACUCACACACUACACUUGCUUCCUUGGCCUUGGCGGCUCGGCCUCCUCCGCCAGGCACUCCGGCUCGUGGACACGGGACACCUGCCGUGCCGGGACUCGCCGCCCGCCCCGCCCCGCCGGCCCACUUCACCGUCGUUUCCGUUCCCGUCGCCCUCCCGUUCCCCAACGACAAAACACGCGGAGUACCGUGUGCCCGCGCGAAUAUACCCAACCCCGUUCAUUCUCUUCUCCCUCGGAGUCUCGGACCCUCGCUGCCGCGCUAGGUGCUCCUCUCUCCCUCCCCAAACCCCCACCAUGGCGGUCGCCUCCGUCUCCGCCUCCGCGUCCCAUCUCCCCGCGGCGCUCUCCUCCAACCCGUCUCCGCGUUCUCCGCCCUCCUUCCUCCCCACCCCUCUCCGCGCCGGCCGCCUCAGCGCCGCCACCGGCGGCCUCGGCCUCAGCCCCGCCGUCCUCCUCCUCACUAGGAAGAACGGUAGGAGGUUCCCCUUGGGGGCGACGGCGAGGACGCAGCGGGAGAAGGCGGAGCUGGAGACCGAUGUGGCGGCCGUCGAGGAGUCGUUCCCCGUCAGGGAGACGGGCGCUCCGGAAGGCGCCGCCGACAACGACGAUGACGGCGCGCUGCCCCCCGCGGAGGACGUUGGCUGGGUCGUCAGGCUCGAGCAGUCCUUCAACAUUUUCCUCACGGAUUCCAUCAUCACGAUACUCGAUGGAUUGUACGGCGACCGCAACUAUGCCAGGUUCUUCGUGCUGGAGACCAUCGCUAGGGUGCCGUAUUUCGCGUUUAUAUCGGUGCUUCAUAUGUACGAGACCUUUGGCUGGUGGAGAAGAGCUGAUUAUAUCAAAGUGCACUUUGCUGAAAGCAUGAAUGAGUUCCAUCACCUCUUAAUCAUGGAAGAACUGGGUGGCAACUCUGAAUUGGUUGAUCGCUUCCUUGCGCGGUUUAGUGCCUUCUUUUACUACUUCAUGACUGUUGCUAUGUACAUGCUGAGCCCAAGGAUGGCAUAUCACUUUUCUGAAUGUGUUGAGAGGCAUGCGUACUCAACUUAUGACAAGUUUCUGAAGCUCAAUGGAGAGGAGUUGAAAAAACUACCAGCUCCAGAGGCGGCUAUAAACUAUUACAUGAAUGAGGAUCUUUACUUAUUUGAUGAGUUUCAAACAUCAAGAGUCCCAUGUUCUAGGAGGCCUAAAGUUGAUAACCUGUAUGAUGUAUUUGUCAACAUACGAGACGAUGAGGCGGAGCAUUGCAAGACGAUGAAGGCCUGUCAAACACAUGGAAAUCUUCGCUCUCCUCACUCCAUGGAGAGACGCGUAGACGAAACCGAUGCAGAAUGUGUAGUACCGGAAAAUGAUUGUGAAGGCAUCAUGGAUUGUGUCAAAAAGUCCCUGACAAGUGAAGAUUGACCGGUGCUAGCACCAUAGAAUAGAGUACAAAAUUUUGUCGAUGUUCUGUUCCAUUUUCAUUUUAUUUUCCCUUCUCUUUGUAUGUAGACAUUAUCAAUCCUUUUGUACUUAUAUAUCUUACAAAGCAGAAAUAGGUAUAGAAAUGCUUCACAAAGUCAAAUGUGUAAUUUGCCUUGGAAUGUGCCCACAUCUCUCCUUAACUCAUAGCAUUACAGUAUUCAAAUUUCAAA